Molecule: messenger RNA, 4412 nt
Organism: Pantherophis guttatus
Lineage: Eukaryota; Metazoa; Chordata; Lepidosauria; Squamata; Colubridae
Gene: TTYH2
Product: tweety family member 2
Cellular component (GO): plasma membrane
Molecular function (GO): intracellularly calcium-gated chloride channel activity; volume-sensitive chloride channel activity
Source: RefSeq, a predicted model, not a curated record
CCGGCCAGCGUUCGGAGUGGACCGGCGCGUGCGGGCGCGAGCGGAUGCUUCGAGGGCCCCGGUGCUGCAAGCAGGGACGGCGGGAGCGAUGUUGCUGGCGGCGCGGGCCGAGUACCUCGCGCCCUGGUGGACAUCGUGGCUGCACGGGUUCCCGCAUUUGAGCUUCAGCCUGCGACCCGUGCCCAGCGCCUUCCGCCCGAAGGACGACGACUACCAGCAGUCCUUGAUCCUCUUGGCUCUGACCGGAGUUCUCUUCUUGGGUCUCAACCUUGUUUUCCUUGGCAUCUAUCUCAUCUGCCUAUCUUGCUGCAAGAAGGAGGAAGAGUCGGAGACUAAGAAGCCCAAUUCUUGUUGCAUCACCUGGACUGCUGUGGUAGCUGCUCUCAUGUGUUGUGCGGCUGUUGGCAUUGGGUUUUAUGGCAACAGUGAAACCAACGAUGGGAUUUAUCAGCUGAUCUACGCCCUUGAUAAUGCUAAUCACACCCUCUCAGGGGUUGAUUCACUGGUCUCAGGAACUACGACACAGAUGAAAGUAGUUCUGGAGCAACAUGUGGCUCGCCUGAAUGAGAUCUUUGCAACCCACAGUGAAUAUGUACAAACGCUCAAAUUCAUGCAGCAGAUGGCAGGCAAUAUUGUGCUGCAACUGUCAGGGCUUCCUGUGUGGAGUGAUGUCACUGUAGACUUGUCCAUGAUUGCCAAUGAUGUCAGCUAUGUAGAAUAUUAUAGAUGGCUCUCUUACCUCUUGCUGUUCAUUCUGGACUUGGUGAUUUGUCUUAUUGCUUGCCUUGGGCUGACAAAGCACUCCAGGUGUCUGCUUAUUACGAUGCUGUGCUGUGGACUUUUCACACUUUGUCUCAGCUGGGCUUCCUAUGCAGCAGAUGUUUCAGCAGCAGUGGGUACCAGUGACUUUUGCGUGUCCCCAGAUAAAUUCAUUGUGAAUAUGACAAAAAAUGACCUCAGUGCAGAAAUCGUACAGUAUUACCUGUAUUGUAGACAGAGUCUGACCAACCCCUUUCAACAGGCCCUGACUAUUUACCAGCGUUCUCUCACAACUAUGCAGAUCCAGAUUCAGGGUCUUGUGCAGUUUGCAGUGCCUUUUUUCCCUACAGCCAAAAAAGACCUGCUUGAUAUACAGAAGUUACUGAACUACUCUGAAAUCAACCUUCACCAGCUGACUGCCAUGCUGGACUGCAGGGGCCUUCACAAGGAUUACCUGGAUGCCUUGGUUGGGAUCUGCUACGAUGGGGUGGAAGGCUUGCUCUACCUCACCCUCUUCUCUCUGAUGGCUGCUGUAUCCUUCUCCACCAUCAUAUGUGCCAUGCCUCGAGCCUGGAAACAUUUAGCCAGCAGGGAUCGGGAUUAUGAUGACAUAGACGAAGAGGACCCCUUCAACCCACAGGCUCGACGUAUUGCUGCCCACAAUCCCAACCGUGGGCAACUCCGUAGUUUCUGUAGCUACAGUAGCAGCCUGGGCAGUCAGACGAGCCUUCAGCCUCCUGCCCAGACCGUCUCCAAUGCACCAGUGUCUGAGUACAUGAACCAAGCUGUGCUCUUUGGUGGGAAUCCACGGUAUGAAAACGUCCCCCUGAUUGGAAGAGGAUCACCUCCCCCCACGUAUUCUCCAAGUAUGCGAGCCACCUAUCUUGCGGUUAAUGAUGAUUUCCGGCGACAGCCUAGCAACGAAUUUCCAGCCUAGCACUCAGAUCGUAGAGAAGAAACCACCCACGAUGCUAUAGUGAAACCCAAUAAUAACUGAAGGCACAUAGACUGUUGGGAAUAAGAUUGCUUCCCUAGCAAACCGGUCAGGUGUUCAAAGGUGUUGAAAACAGAUCAGCCUGAAGAAAACUCCUGCUGGCAAUCCAGGUACUCUUCAAGGAUUAUCCUGUGUGCUUGAUUGGCAGCUUUUCUUCUUCCAAUAUUACGUCUUCCUCCGUUGCAGACCCAGGAUGGUACCCGGAUCCUCCAUCCAAUGAGCUAAGGGUUAGAGGUCUAUUGAUUUCUUGCUCAGUUCCUGUCACUACUGCUUUAUAACAAACUUUGUUCUGUUAUAUUGGAGAAGCAGGGAGAUGUGAAAUUAGAAUAAGGCCUGCCAUGGGUUUGCAAUUAAUGCUAUAGGUCCUGUUUCCUUUUCUUCUGCACCAACUUCGGGGCAGUUUUGUUCAUCUCUGAUAGGGCGGUUCUGUCUUCCUUUUUGUUUUAUUAGGGCAGAUAAUAAGACCAGUACACUGUACAAGUAAAGAGAAUACUUGACACAUGGUGUAUAAUGCUAACCUCAGAGAAAUGGGGCAGGAGAUUGCCAUGAAAGAAGAUACGCCUCACUCCUGAAUCACAUGCAAUGCUGACAGAAGAGUGAAUUUUUAGUGUCCUCUGACGAGGCCUCUGCACAGAACUUACUGUUGGCUUGGCAGUGUAUCAUCCAUCAUCCUUUUUGAUAGAACCUGUUUGGUAUUUUAUGAUAAAAAAAUCCAUGCACAAUAUUACCACUUGUCACUCACUCUUUUGCAUCAAGAACUGACAUGAACUUCACCAACUCCUGUUGUGGUGGCCUCAGGUAUUAUUUAGAAUAAAUGCCUUUUUUGUUCUAUUACAUACUUCAUUUGGUUUGCUAUUUUUUUUAGUCUAUGUUUUAUAUUAGCUACCCAAAGAACAUAAUUUUUGUGUCUGUUUUUAUAGUUUUCUGUUAUUAAUAAUUACACCUUUUUUAUGUACUUUGCAAGCCAACUUCUGAUUUUGGCACUGAUUCCCCCUCCCCCCCCCCAAAGGGAAUUAAAAGUAAAGGCAAAAAUUAACCUUCCAAGAUAAUGUAUUUGUGUGGCAAAUGCUGACAUAUUCCAAAAUACAUUUUUCUUACUUUGUGAGGAAAUAAAAAAAUACCAGGGAACUUUGGAUUGGGCUGGAUUGGCUACUCUAAUACGCAGGUAGUGUUGAAAAGGACAGUACAGUUUCUUCCGAAUAAUGUCUUGCUUUCUCCAUCCAUGAAAGAACUGUAAUAUCUGAAAUUAACUGAAAUUAGGAAUUGUUCAUAACUUCCAUUGUUACUUGCACACAUUUGUGUCUUGUAAGGGCAAGUCCUAUCACUGGGCAAAGUGAGUCAAGUUUCAGGUUCCCCAGUUCAAGACUAAAGAGAAGUCCCCAGUUUCACACAGCUUGACAGGACUGCUAGUCAGUCCUAAACUCAGCAGAAGUCUUUUGGAUACUCAAUCUAAUUUUUUUAAGAUUCUUCCUUGCAAACUAAACUGAACCCAGACUGCUAUAAGCAGUCAGUUUCCCUCUGUCACUGUGAGAGUGUAGUUUCCUUCUCAUAGCCACUGCUGUUCUUUCUGCCCUUCCCACUGCUUUUUAUCCUGCUCUUCAUGUCCUUGAAGUAGAACAGUUGUUGACAUAUCUGUCCUGAGAACUGCUGGCUCUCAUUUUAUCUCAGCCACCAGGAGAUGAGCAAUGACAAAGUGUUGGAGGUUAAAACAGUGCCAGGCAGUCUGUCCUUUGUCUCAGCAGCCAUUUUCAACUACCAGUGUUAAGAUUUCUUUUCCAGUCUAGUCAUCAUUUGUAUGAGCAAUCACGGGCAGGAGAUACCGUCAUAUCAUUCCCUCAGGUAACAAAGAUCUUGUGGGCUUUUCUGAAACAGAAUCAGAUUCUUGUUAUCUACUAUUGGAGAGAGAAAGUAAAAGAAAUAGUAACAUUUGGACAGGAGGGAUUCCAAGGAGAUGAGAAGCACUGAAGGAAGGAAAUCAAAGUACAGAAUAUCAAAUUGAAGAAUCAAAGCCUCUUAGAGGUCUGUUCAACUUUUGCCAAAAGCAACUCCUUUUACAGUUAACAAAUUACAUUUUCUUGGGUUAUGCUAAAUUUUCCCAAAUGAGUUAGCUUAUCUUUUUCUACUUAGGCACAGUUGGAAGUGAAAAUAAUAUGUGAGCACUCUCUUGGAAACAUAAAACAGGUGGGUUUCCUCAACUAAGUACAAAGAACUCAGAAUAUCUUCACAGGAUGCUGAAAAUGCGCGUUACCAGUGGUCUCAAUAUAAUAUUUGGACAAUUUGCACAUUGUUCAAAAUUGCCACUGACAACAACUGUAAAGGUAGAGAGCUGCCCUCCAAGAUGCAUAAUGUGACAUGAAGAUUUUUAAUUACUUGACAACAAUUACAUACUGUGUCUUUCUAUCAAGGAUAACUUGUACCUAUCACGUACAGCAACAUAAUUUAUAUAUCCAUCUUAUAUGUAAUUGGAUACAUUUUUAAGGCAGAGGGAGAAGAGAAUCUUAAUUUUAUGCUAUGAGUAAUGCUAUUGAUAACUACAAUUGUUUUUUUUCAACAAACAAAAAAAAUGCAUGUGAAUUAACUAUCACAGGCUACUUCAAAGCUGUGCCUGAUUUAUAUGUACUGACUGGGAAACUGAUAAUAAACACAUACUAAAAUAUGA